This is a messenger RNA of Aureococcus anophagefferens, 1356 nucleotides long. RefSeq lists its product as hypothetical. The record is from RefSeq and is a predicted model, not a curated record. The transcript has a single exon. NCBI's taxonomy places the organism in Eukaryota, Pelagophyceae, Pelagomonadales, Pelagomonadaceae. Gene Ontology annotation, biological process: transmembrane transport. Gene Ontology annotation, molecular function: transmembrane transporter activity. Bases 1 to 1356 code for a protein of 451 amino acids.
AUGUCCUACGGCACGGUGGCGACGCGGGAGCCGUCGGGCGCGGUGUCGCUCCAGAUCGAGGUGGGCGCGGCGCCCCGCCGGGCGUCGUUCUGGGCCGUGGCCUACAUGGUGCUCCUCGGCGACAGCGUGCGCGGCAUCUUCUUCCCGACGCUCUGGCCCCUCGUGAGCUCGCUCGGCGGCACGCGCGCGCACCAGGGAAUCAUCGUCGCCGCGUUCAGCCUCGGCCGCGUGCUCGUGUCGCCGUGGUACGGCGCGCACAGCACGAGGCACGGCUACCGGGGCGUGCUGCUCUUCGCGCACGGCGUCAUCGUCGCCGGCGCGCUGCUGUACACGCAGGUCCGGGGCCUCGCGUCGCUCUUCGCCGCGCAGGUCGUCCUCGGCCUCGGCUGCGGCACGCUGGGCGUGACGCGCGCGUACGUCGCCGAGUCCGUGCCGCGCGACCAGCGCACCGUCUACCUCGGGCGCCUCACGGCGAUGCAGUACGCCGGGCUCACGACGACGUCCUUCCUCGGGUCGCUCCUCAGCCGCUGCGGCGACGGGCUCGCGGCGCGCUACGGCGGCACGCGCGCGGGCGCGCUCCUGCGCCUCGACGGCCUGACCUUCGCCGCCUACGCGGUGCUCGCCGGCGCGCUCGCCGCCGUCGCGCUCCUGCUCGCGCCGACCUUCGUCGACUUCGUGCCCGCCGCGCGGCCGCCGGCGGCCGCGGCGGCCGCGGGCGCGGCGCCCGCGCCGCUCGCCGCGUCGGACGCGGCCGCGGACCGGCGCCACGCCCGCCUCGUGGCCGUCGGCCUCGUGCUCAACGUCGUCACCAAGGGCUCCAUCGGCUGCUACGAGACCCUGGGCGUGUCCUACGCGCAGGCCGAGCUCGGCCUACCGGGCCCGGUCGUCGGCUACUACGUGUCCGCGUCCGGCCUCGUCGGCGUGCUCUUCCUCCUCUCGUUCCGGCCGCUCGGGCGGCUCUUCGACGACGUCGAGCUCGUGCUCUACGGCAUCGCGGUCAUGGUCGCGUCCUGCGCGCUCAUGGUCCGGCCCGUCGCCGCGGCGCUCGGCGGCGGCGACGCGUUCCAGGUCUGGCUCACGGCGCUCUUCGCCAUGUACGCCGUCGGCUACCCCGUCGGCCACACGGCCGUCAUCGGCUGGUUCUCCAAGGCCAUGGGCCGCCGGCCCCAGGGCAUGCUCAUGGGCCUCUUCGCGUCCGCGGGGUCGCUCGCGCGCAUCGUCUUCCCGGUCUGCACGGGCCUCGUCGCCGUGUCCUUCGGCUCCGACGCGGUCUUCGCGACGCUCGCGGCGCUCCUCGGCGCGACGCUCCUCAUCAUCGCCUACUUCCGGGCGGCGUUCCGCGGCGCGAUCGCCUAG